Molecule: messenger RNA, 4108 nt
Organism: Gasterosteus aculeatus aculeatus (three-spined stickleback)
Lineage: Eukaryota; Metazoa; Chordata; Actinopteri; Perciformes; Gasterosteidae
Gene: nedd4l
Product: NEDD4 like E3 ubiquitin protein ligase
Biological process (GO): ubiquitin-dependent protein catabolic process; protein ubiquitination; regulation of dendrite morphogenesis
Cellular component (GO): cytoplasm
Molecular function (GO): sodium channel inhibitor activity; protein binding; ubiquitin protein ligase activity
Source: RefSeq, a predicted model, not a curated record
CUAAGAGACAGAGGCUGGAGCCAGUGGAGAGGAGCAAACAGCCAGUCAGAGGGAAAGUGAGAGGGAACGGGAGCGCUUGGACACAAGGUGAAAAUGGCUCAGCGUCUGCGUUUGUACUUUGGCUCGGGCCGCAGCAACACCGCGCCGGAGGUACUGGAAGGAGACUCUGAGGAGCAGCGGGGAGACGAGGACGACGUGGUCGCGGUGCUGGCCACGCAGGGGCCUCGGCUAUCGUCAUCCUCUUGGGAGGCGGCCCCACCGAGAGCGUCGUGGUCGGAGCCCUCGCUGAAGCGCAGCUCCUCCAUGUUCAUACCCCAGCUCGCCGCCUGCGCCGAUCCGCGGCCCACCAAGAGCUCCUCCAUGCACAUCUCCCUCCAGCGCGCCAACGGGUCCAGUAACGGAGACAGCCGCGACCACGCGGACGACGUCCCGCCACCCUGUUAUACCCCUCCGGGACCUGCGCCUGCCUAUUCCGAACCGUGGAUCCCGGCAGACGCUCCACGACACCCGCCGCCUCCGUACCACAGCCCAGAUACUUCCAACCCGCCUGCACUGGUGACGGAGCCGAACCUGCCAAAGCGCAGGGUCUUUAACAUCGGCUCCAAUGGCCACGCUAUGUAUAGCAUGGGCCAACCUAAUAUCAGCGUCGGUGGCAUUUGUAUCCAGAGGAACUCUCCGGACGUCCAGCAUUUCAGAAUUCAGCCGUACGGCGGUACCGGCUGGUCCGUCCAGCAGCAGAGCUCGGACCAGUGCUCCGUCGGUAACGGCGGAACACAGAGGGUCGUGUUUCAGCUCCAGCAAAGUCCGAACCAGGGCCAGGGCAGGCCGCGGUCCGCUGCGCCGCAGGAAGAAAGCCCAGAUGUUGGCGGCGGCGGCGGCCCGAGAGGCAGUCGCGCGGUGCGGUACCCGAGGAUUCGGCUGGAGAGACGCUCGUCUCAACCGAGGCUGCUGCUGGAGAGUCCACACCAGGAAACCGGUGGCGUCAGCCGAGCUAUAGAGGAGACUCAAACGGACCCGGACAGAACAGAACCGCGGUCCAACGGUUGUACUUUCAAGAUCCAUGGGAAUUCUUCCAGGAGGCAGCCUCAUUUCAAGAUAUUUUUUACCCCCGGGGGCGGUGGGGAUCAGGACGUUAGCCCAGGCAACGAUUCCACGGCGAAUAAUCCCACGACUAGAGAUGAUUUCCUGGGACAGGUUGAUGUUCCUCUCAGUCACUUGCCGACGGAGGAUCCUGCCAUGGAGCGGCCGUACACAUUCAAAGACUUCCUGUUGCGGCCCAGAAGCCACAAGUCCAGGGUGAAGGGUUACCUGCGUCUGAAAAUGGCAUAUCUGCCCAAACAAGGAGGCCCAGAGGAGGAGGCUGGGGAGAUGAGAGAGGAAGCUGAGGGGUGGGAUGAGUCGGCGGACUCUGGCUCCCAGCGACCUCAGCAGCUGCUUCCUCCUUUGCCCCCCGGCUGGGAGGAGAAAGUGGACAACCUGGGACGCACCUACUAUGUCAACCACAACAAACGCACAACGCAGUGGAAACGGCCCUCCAACAUCGAUGUGAUCUCAGAGACAGAGAGCGACAAUCAACAGCGGCAGAUCAAUCAGGAAGCGCACCGCGUUUUCCGUUCGAGACGCCACAUCAGUGAAGACCUGGAGAACGAACACAUGGAGCCGAGGGACCUCGACAAUUCCUGGGAGCUCAUCACGGAGGAGGAUCCCAACGAGAGCCUGGCCCAGUCUCAGCCCGGCACCUCCUCCGUCUCCACGCCACAGCCGGCGCCGACGUCCGUCGAGCGGGACAUCUCUGAGGAUUUAAGCCUGCGGCUGUCCAUCGCUCCGGACACCAACGGCGAAGUGCCGGGGCCCAGCGCCGCUCUGAGCCAGCUGUCAAGCCGACUCCGGUCCUCCAGUAUGACGGAUGGUGUCAGCGAUCAGACCCAGGCUCCUCCUCUUAUGCAGGGUUCCCAGACCAGAAGAACAAGAGCUCAAACAGUCUCAGGUGGUGAGGAGUCCAUGUCUCCCUCGGCGACGGCUUACGCCUUGACCACCCCCGGCCUGCCCCCUGGAUGGGAGGAGCGGAAGGACGGCAAGGGACGAACUUAUUACGUCAACCAUAACAGCCGCACCACUACGUGGACUAGGCCAAUUGUGCAGCUGACUGAAGACGGAGCCAGCACCUCGGCAGCAGAGCCGGGAGGAGCCUCGGCCCUGGCCCCCGCAUCCACCCCCUCCUCUUCCUCCUCCUCCUCCAACAACCACCUCCAUGAGCCCCAAGUGCGACGACCUCGUAGCCUCAGCUCCCCCACUGUCACCCUUUCCACCCCCUUGGAGGGAGCCAACAACAUCCAGGCGCGGAGGGCCGUGAAGGACACGUUCUCCAACCCGCAGUCCCCCCAGCCGUCCCCUUACAGCUCCCCCAAGUCCCAGCCAAAGACGCAGCAGAGCUUCCUGCCCCCGGGCUGGGAGAUGAGGAUCGCCCCCAACGGACGGCCGUUCUUCAUCGACCACAACAGCAGAGUCACCACCUGGGAGGAUCCCAGAUUGAAAUACCCAGUCCACAUGAGGACUAAGAACUCCAUUGAGCCCGGUGAACUUGGUCCUCUUCCUCCUGGAUGGGAAGAAAGAAUUCACUCGGACGGACGCACCUUCUACAUUGACCACAAUACGAAGAACACGCAGUGGGAGGAUCCUCGCCUGCAGAGUCCGGCCAUCACAGGACCCGCGGUUCCCUACUCAAGGGAGUUCAAGCAGAAGUACGACUACUUCAGGAAGAAGUUGAAGAAACCGGCCGACAUCCCCAACCGGUUUGAGAUGAAGUUACACAGGAACAACAUCUUCGAGGAGUCGUACCGUCGGAUCAUGUCCCUGAAGAGGCCCGAUGUGCUGAAGGCACGACUGUGGAUCGAGUUUGAGUCGGAGAAGGGGCUGGACUACGGCGGCGUGGCCAGGGAGUGGUUCUUCCUCCUUUCGAAGGAGAUGUUCAACCCGUACUACGGCCUGUUCGAAUACUCGGCCACGGACAACUACACCCUCCAAAUCAACCCCAACUCCGGCCUGUGCAACGAGGACCACCUCUCCUACUUCAAGUUCAUCGGGCGCGUGGCGGGGAUGGCCGUGUUUCAUGGGAAACUCCUGGAUGGUUUCUUCAUCCGACCGUUCUACAAGAUGAUGCUGGGAAAACAGAUCUCCCUUAAAGACAUGGAGUCUGUGGACAGUGAAUACUACAACUCUCUGAAGUGGAUCCUGGAGAAUGAUCCCACUGAGCUGGACCUCAGGUUCUGUAUCGACGAGGACAACUUUGGACAGACGUACCAGGUCGACCUGAAGCCCAGCGGCUCAGACAUGGUGGUCACCAACGAGAACAAAAAGGAAUACAUUGACCUGGUCAUCCAAUGGAGGUUUGUCAAUCGAGUCCAGAAGCAGAUGAACGCCUUCCUGGAGGGCUUUACUGAGCUCAUUCUCAUUGAUCUGAUCAAGAUCUUUGACGAAAACGAGCUUGAGCUGCUCAUGUGCGGCCUCGGCGACGUCGACGUCAACGACUGGCGGCAACACACGGUUUACAAGAACGGCUACUGUCCCAACCACCCUGUCAUACAGUGGUUCUGGAAGGUCGUCCUGUUGAUGGAUGCUGAAAAGAGGAUCCGACUCCUCCAGUUUGUUACGGGAACGUCCCGAGUGCCCAUGAACGGCUUUGCCGAGCUCUAUGGUUCUAAUGGACCCCAGCUGUUCACAAUAGAGCAGUGGGGAACGCCAGAGAAGUUGCCAAGAGCUCACACGUGUUUCAACCGUUUGGAUCUGCCCACUUAUGACUCAUUUGAGGACCUGAGAGAGAAGCUCCUCAUGGCGGUGGAGAACGCGCAGGGCUUCGAGGGGGUCGACUAAGGCAGCGGCGUCUGACCGCAUCCAACCCCCCCACAACCAAACAACAAUACAAACAAAAGAAAAGAAAAAGCCACGGGGAUCUCAAAACCGGCUGCUGUGGCCGUUCUGUGCAAGCAUGUCGUACUGUAAUGCCUGUGACCUGUGAGCCCCAUUCCGCAGCACCCGGUGGCUUGAGACUGAACGGCGAUUUGACGAGCCGACGCGCCUUUAAAUCUCCCCCGAGGGCGGGCGGGCGGGC